UUCAAAAUUGCAGGCGAAGAACAACACAUACACGAAAAAGAGAGAAGAAGCAAUUUCCCAAUAUACCAAAAGACAAAAAAUCCAGCAAAGAUUGUGUGAAUUGGAGGAAUUCGAGAAAAUUCAGCAACCGAUUCUCUGGUUCCCGGUAUAGUGGAAUCAGAGGAUCGUUUUCAUCGGAAGAAGGAAGUGUUUUUGUGUGUUUAUUUACUACCGGGAUGUGUAUUUAGAAUGUGUUUGUGUGUGGGGGAUGUAAUUUAUUGAGUGUUUUGAUGAUUGUGGAUUUGGUUUAGAGGGGAAAGGACGAGGGAAUUUGGGGGUUUGGGGGUUUUUGGUGGAUUGGAGAAUGGAGGGAAGUGGGGGGAGGAUGGAGGGAUGGCUUUAUUUGAUUCGUUACAAUCGAUUAGGUCUGCAGUAUUCGCGUAAGAGAUACUUUGUUCUUGAGGACAACGUGCUUAAGAGCUUCAAGUCGGUUCCGAAUUCGGAGAGUGAGGAACCUGUGAGGAGUGCUAUAGUAGACUCAUGGAUUCGCGUCGUAGAUAAUGGAAGAGAGCACCAUCAUAGGAGAUUGUUUUUCAUAUUCACUCUAUACAAUACUUCUAAUCAUGAUGAUGCGCUGAAGCUUGGAGCUGCCAGCUCUGAAGAAGCUGCGAAGUGGAUUCUUUCUUUACGAGAAGCUGUGGCUAAACCUACAGAAAAUCUCACAUCUAGCUCAAGGAGAGAAUACCAGCCUUUUAGGUUGAGUGGUUCAAAGAGAAUUGCAAAAAUGUGUAGCACCGAUAAUUUAACAUCUUCUCGGCGUGUGGAAGCAAUGACAUCUGAUGUACUUGCUCCUUCACCGUGGAAAAUCUUUGGCUGUAAAAAUGGUUUACGACUCUUCAAAGAAGCGAAAGACACAGAUUCCAACGGAAAGUACUGGGGUGACCAUCCAGCAGUAAUGGCAGUUGGGAUUGUCGAGGGAACUUCAGAAGCUGUUUUCCAUACACUUAUGUGCCUUGGAAACUCAAGAAUGGAAUGGGAUUUUUGUUUCUACAAAGGUUGUGUGAUUGAGCAUCUCGAUGGCCAUACUGAUAUAAUUCACAUUCAACUGUAUAACCAUUGGCUACCAUGGGCAAUGAGACGAAGAGACCUACUGCUACAACGUUAUUGGAGAAGAGAAGAUGAUGGCACAUAUGUUAUUCUCUACCAUUCUGUGUUCCACAAGUGGUGUCCACCUCGUAAAGGAUAUGUUCGCGCUUGCAUUAAAAGUGGUGGAUAUGUGAUAACUCCAACAAGACAAGUUAAAGAAUGUGUCGUGAAACAAAUGCUUGCUGUUGAUUGGGGGUUUUGGAAAUUCUCCCUUAGACAACCAUACGAAAGAUCUAUUACGAUCCGUAUGCUUGAAACUGUUGCGGCCUUAAGCGAGUUUUUCAAAAUGAAGGCCCGAAACACUAGCUGUGAAUUAGUAUCGGGAGAUCAGCCAAUAGACAUUGGAGUUCCAGAGGCUGAGAGUGAAGACAAAAGAACACAUACCAAACCGCAAGAUAAAGUACCAAUUCGGCUUUCCGGGGCUUCUAGUUUGUCUGUACUAAAUGAUGCAGAGGAUGAAUUUUUCGAUGUUCCUGAACCUUCGGACAAUGAUAUUUCAGAAAAUGGUUGGCCGUCAGAUAUAACACCAGAAUCCUGUUAUAUGGACAAUUCCCCACAAAAACUAUCAUCUGCCGCUUGCUUUGUCAAGAAAUUGCACGAUCUUGCCGUCCAGAAAAAGGGUUAUCUUGAUCUGCAAGAGGUAUCUCGGCAAGAAAGUGUAUUGCGCUGCUAUGGCUCCACACUUCCAAAAGAUGAGAGUUGUAACAUGCCGUGCAGCUGGGCGACAUCAGAUGCUUCUGCCUUCCUUGUCCGUGGUAAAAAUUAUCUAGAAGAUCGCCUAAAGAUCAAGGCAACGGGAACUUUGAUGCAGUUUGUAGCAGCAGAUUGGCUGAAAUCGGACAAGCGUGAAGAUGAUAUUUCUGGUCGAGAUGGAGGCAUCAUUCAGAAGUGUGCACAGAGGGGAGGACCAGAGUUCUUUUUUGUCAUCAACAUACAGGUUCCUGGCACAAGCACAUAUAGUUUAGUCCUUUACUACAUGCUUAAAUCUCCCUUGGAAGAAACACCUCUGUUGGAGCGUUUCGUCAAUGGUGACGAUGGUUUUAGAAAUUCAAGGUUCAAACUCAUACCUUACAUUUCCAAGGGAUCGUGGAUUGUAAAGCAGAGUGUGGGAAGAAAAGCAUGUUUGAUAGGUCAAGCACUCGAGAUCAACUAUUUUCGGGGGAAGAAUUACAUUGAGCUUGGUGUGGACAUUGGCUCGUCAACAGUGGCGAGGGGCGUUGUUAGCCUUGUUCUCGGGUACCUCGGCAAUCUCGUUAUUGAAAUGGCGUUUCUGAUACAGGGAAAUUCACCGGAGGAGCUACCGGAAUUCCUUUUGGGAACUUGCCGGCUAAAUCAUUUAGAUGCAACAAAGUCGAUUUCUACCGACUCGAUCACCAACAAAAGCAGCUAAAGAUCAUAAAAUCGGUACAAAAUCUCAAACUAGGAACAAAGGUUGAGCUUGAAAGGUAUUCAUGGUAUAGAAAAAUUUAUUGUUUUUUGAGGGGAACAAAAAAAAAUAAUAAUAAUUGAAAUCCAAUCUAUUGAAGGGGAAGUUUAGUUGGAAUUUUGGAGUUCUUGUAGUAAUUUUAGUUGUCAUUCUUCUUUUAUUGGGAUUGUUUGGGACAUUGGCUGUUGUUGCCUAUAAUUUGAAUUUGUACAGGUCAAUUUAAUUUAAUUGCAAAUAUUUAGAGUUUUCUUUUU
Andrographis paniculata is the source of this 2805-nucleotide messenger RNA. RefSeq names its product protein ENHANCED DISEASE RESISTANCE 2-like. The transcript has 20 exons. Bases 344 to 2515 code for a protein of 723 amino acids. The record is from RefSeq and is a predicted model, not a curated record. NCBI's taxonomy places the organism in Eukaryota, Viridiplantae, Streptophyta, Magnoliopsida, Lamiales, Acanthaceae. Gene Ontology annotation, molecular function: lipid binding.